AUGCCGCCCGCGUUUUCAGUCCCUUCUCGUGAAAAAUGGCGAAAGUAUGAACAGGGCUCGAUGGCAAAGCAGCAAGAAUUUAUGGAGCGAUACAGAGAAGACUUUAAGAAAGUCCUUGUCGAAAAUUCAGACGGCAUUCAAGCAGGUGACCAUCUCGUUCUUGAAAGAAAAUAUUAUGUUCAUCAUAUGCUGUGUACCUUCAGCGGAGAUAACCAUGUUAUCGUAAUACACUACAGUGGACCUGCUUGGGGUAUAAGUAAAGCGUCGAGAUGCACGUCUUUCAAAGAUGUUGGAGUCAAGGGCGAAAUAGAAGAAAAAAUGUUUUCAUCUGAGGAACUUGUGGAACAACAGGUACGUAUUAAAGAUAAAACCUUCCAACACAAAAAUAUCUUAGGCGCGCGCGUUACUACUUCAGUCGCGAAGGUAGAGAUCUUGUUUUACAUUUUUGUGGUCGUGUUCAGUGUUCGUGUAUCAAUCUCCGCGGCCCGCAUCUGAAGACUAGAGAAAGAAAAUAAAACCUCAUCUAAUAUACGGGUGGAAAUUUGCGUUUUAUAGUCGGCUAGGCUUACAUGCGUCUCAAAAUCCAUUGGGUUAGUUUAUACUUGGAAGGACAUUUAUGUCAGUAAUUUGCAGGAUGUUUUUACUGAAACUCGCCUUAAGCACGUAGAUCUUUCUAAAACUCAGCCAUGCAACUUGUACUUUGUCUAAAUGGACCAAAGAAAUCCAGCCAAGUCUGAAGAGUGAACUACGCAAACAUCAAUAUACUGUGACACUUUUUAACUGCAAUCAUUUGGCACACGUAAUAGUUCUUUGAGCUUCUUUGGCAAAUGCAAAAAUUUUUGUGUCACUGUAAAUUUUUGAAUUUGAGGGCAAUUUCCGAGUACAAGCCCCCGGGAGCUUGCAUUUGGAGGAGCGAUUUAUCGGAGGGUUUUAUUUUCGGAAUUUUACGGUACUUCAUGGGUAAAUCGUACCAUAAAUCGGUCCUCGAAUUGAUAAAUAAUCAGAUAUUAAUCUACUGAGGAACAAAACGGGGAGCAUGAAAAGAUCGGAAUCACACUUAUCAAUCUCCAUUUCCCUUAAAUUCCCUUAAUUUUCAGUUUCACGUUCUAUCAUGUUUGAUGCUACUUCCGGGUCAACAAAAUUUUUGAAAUCGUUAUUUUUUUUAUUACGGGAGAACUGGUGGAAGAAUGAAUCCAAAUGCAUAAUGUUUUGGAGACAAAGAUAGUGUGUAAUCUUAAAAGAGUCACCAAAAAAUUAAAAUUUCUAUAGAGAUUUUAAAUUCUUCACUCAGCAGGCUUAGAAAUUCCGGCAUACAGUGUGUAUAUUAAAUGUUUUUCCUACCCUUACAGGUCAAAAAGAUCAUCUGGCCAGCCCACUUAAAACGCUUUUCCGCAGAGGAAGUGAUCAAGAGAGCUUUCACCAGAUUGGGCGAAGACUGGUACGACAUUCUAAAGAACAAUUGUGAGCAUUUUGUAACUUGGAGCAUGUGUGGGCUGAAGGUGAGCCUUCAAGUAGAACAAUGGUACCUUACAGCACGAGAAGUCGCCUAUUCUGCUUUCACAGGCCUGUAUGACUUUGGUAGAAAUAUAACCACGAAGAAAGUUCUACCUCUACUUAUCAAGCUCCAGGCUAAUGUUUCCGACGAGGUGGCCGUUUUCAUUAAUGAAAAUGCCCUCUAUGUGGGAUAUGGGUUAGCAAUCCUUAUGGAAGCUGGCGUAGCAGGUCAUGAGAUCUACAAAGCAUACACUCAUUGUAAGACUACGGAAGAGUUUAAAGUCAAGUUCGUUGACAUUGUUGCUAAGGCAGCUUGUCGUCUGGGAUGUGGAAUCGUCGGCUCAUGUAUCGGCACAGCGGUAUGCCCAGCAGCUGGUCCGAUAGCGAGCUUGGUGGGCGGUGCAAUAGGAGCAGGUUUGGGGCAUCUCUUUGGAGCUUUGAUUGGCUGGUGGUAUGAGAAUUCCUCCUACAUUGACGGGUAG
Molecule: messenger RNA, 1976 nt
Organism: Porites lobata
Lineage: Eukaryota; Metazoa; Cnidaria; Anthozoa; Scleractinia; Poritidae
Source: the annotation of a GenBank genome assembly